Messenger RNA from Uloborus diversus, 1149 nucleotides. Its product is annotated as androgen-induced gene 1 protein-like. The transcript has 7 exons. Gene Ontology annotation, cellular component: endomembrane system; membrane. Lineage: Eukaryota; Metazoa; Arthropoda; Arachnida; Araneae; Uloboridae. The coding region runs from base 171 to 857 and encodes 228 amino acids. The record is from RefSeq and is a predicted model, not a curated record.
CUUCUAUCGCGUUCAUGUUAUUUGGAAGCAAUCAAUCAAUCAAUCAAAGUUGUGACUUGUCACAGCCGGAAAAGAAAACAAGACAGCUACGAAAACAAUUCACCUUUUUUGAAGCUGUCGUAAAAUAAAAUUGAUGUUUUUUGAUUUAAUUGAAUCUCGUGUUUGCCGUCAUGAACUCAAAGUCGUUGACUCGUCUUGCUUUUCAUGGAUUUGUGACUGUGAUGUACUUUUGUGCCUUAGUUCGUUAUGAAUACUUGCCUCCCAUGCCCCACAAGAGGAGUCAUGAGCACUAUGCUGGCCGCUGGAAAUACUUGACGUACUGGAACUUGAUAGCACAGUUCAUCUUUUUCGCUCUAUCUUCCAUUAUUGAUGUCAUGAAAUCAUCUUCCAGCAGUUAUCACAAAUUAACUAGGUUUCGGGAUAAAAUGUAUGCUGGGAUUGCUAUGCCAUAUGCAGUGUAUGUGUUUGCUGUGUUCUGGAUUUUGUAUUUUGUGGAUAGAGAAUUGAUUUUCCCUAAAGUUUUGGAUGCAGUUUUUCCAGCAUGGCUGAAUCAUGUUUCUCACACUGUGAUCCUUCCUGUUUUAUUCAUGGAAACAUAUCUUGUCCGACAUUGUCAUCCACCCAGGAAAUUGGGGGUUACCAUUACGGCAUCGUUUGGGAUCCUUUACAUCACAUGGGUGUUAUAUUUGGCUUUGGUGAAGGAUAUCUGGCCUUACCCAAUUCUACAAAUAUUGAAUUGGGGACAGAGAGGUAUUUUCUUCGGUUGUGGCAUUGUAUUCCUUUAUAUUUUAUAUUUUCUGGGAGAGAAAGUAAAUGUUUCAUUUUGGGGUGAAGGUAUUGUUAAAAAAUCCAAGUAGAUCCCACUGCAUCAUUUGCGUUCUUGGUUGUGAAUACUUAUAUAGGUUACACAUCACACUCCAUAGACAUUGUGAGAAUGAAACAUCCAUACACCUCUCAUUUGUGCCAAACCAAUGUAGGAUUUUAGGCAGCAGGUGAACAUUCCAGCAAUUCAUAUUGCAUAGCAGCUUUUUAUUUAUGAUUCCAGAAACUUUUUUAAAAAAUUGUGUGAAAGAUUAGGUGUGUGUGCCUUUUAUCAUUGGAUUUUUUUUAUGGAGAUGAAAUAAGUGUAAUAAAUUGUUUUGAUAAAGA